AUGUGCAAACAAUUGAAACUUAAUCAUCUCAUCUUUGCGGAUGAUCUUAUGAUAUUCUAUGAGGCUGAGAUAAAGUCAGUUACCAGGGUCAUGGAAGCAUUAUCACUAGCUACCAGGGUCAUGGAAGCAUUAUCACAUUUUAGUGGGGCCUCUAAGUUGGUGGAAAAUAUGGAAAAAUCUAACUUGUUCAUGGCUGGCAUAGAGGAUGAGGUAAAGAGCAAUUACUGUUCAGGACAGAUUAUCCAUGUUUUAAAGUAUAUUCUGUAUCAGCUCAUGCCCCAUGUUGAUUCAGCAAGCUUUUGGGGCAGUGUAUUCAUAUUGCCUCAAAGUUUAGUGAAAACAGUGGAUCAAAAAUGCAGAGAAUACUUAUGGGGUUUUACUGAAGGUCAGAGAAAAGUAUCACUAGUCUCAUGGGAUCAAGUUUGUAGGCCUAAGAAAUCAGGUGGCUUGAAUGUUAAAGGAUGCAAGAACUGGAAUAUCAAAUUGUGA
Molecule: messenger RNA, 489 nt
Organism: Lycium barbarum (goji berry)
Lineage: Eukaryota; Viridiplantae; Streptophyta; Magnoliopsida; Solanales; Solanaceae
Exons: 3
Coding region: 1-489 (162 amino acids)
Source: RefSeq, a predicted model, not a curated record